This is a messenger RNA of Chroicocephalus ridibundus (black-headed gull), 2482 nucleotides long. RefSeq names its product glycerol-3-phosphate acyltransferase 2, mitochondrial-like. NCBI's taxonomy places the organism in Eukaryota, Metazoa, Chordata, Aves, Charadriiformes, Laridae. Gene Ontology annotation, molecular function: glycerol-3-phosphate O-acyltransferase activity. The record is from RefSeq and is a predicted model, not a curated record. The transcript is spliced from 19 exons. Gene Ontology annotation, cellular component: mitochondrial membrane. Bases 1 to 2433 code for a protein of 810 amino acids. Gene Ontology annotation, biological process: triglyceride biosynthetic process; fatty acid metabolic process; glycerol-3-phosphate metabolic process.
AUGAAAAACUGGGUCUGCGAUUCGGGGCAGAAACUGGAAGUUUUCAUCCCUUUUCUGGGCAAGUACCGUCCGCUCUUGGGGCGUUGCUGCCAGACCUGCACCCCGAAGAGCUGGGAUGGAUUCUACCACAAGCAUCUCUCCUCUCUCGGCUUCCGCGACGCCAUCCGGGUGACGGAGGAGGACACACGGUACCGGGGCUGGCUGGUCCGAAGGGUCUGUGGUUUCCUCGCUGUCUGGGACUGGAAAGUUCCUGCGGACACCCCCAGAGACCUCCCGGCCAGGAUCUGCUGCAGCAGGAGGGUACGGGACGUUGCUACCGGCCGGUCCCGUGGCUCGAGAGGGGAUGGCCCAUCCCACCGGCGGUGGAAGGAGAAAAUACUCGAGAUCCUGGCUGAAAUCCAGGCCCCGCUCUCCCUCCUCAUGCUGAGGCUGUGCAACUGGGCUCUGCUCAAGCUCCUGAACCGCCUCUUCCUCGGCGUGCAGCUCCACCGAGGGCAGCUGGAGAUGGUGCUGAGGGCCGCCAGGACGUCCAACGUGCCGCUGGUUUUCCUCUCCACCCACAAAUCCCAGCUGGAUGGGCUGCUCCUGUCCUUCCUCCUCUUCUCCCAGGGGCUGGGGGCGCCCAGGGUGACGGUGGGCAGCCAAGCCUGCAGCCCUCGCCUCCGAGCCUUGCUCACCCGCCUGGGAGCAAUUUUCCUGCCUUCAAGGAUGGAGCAGGCGCCGAGUGACCAGGAGGAAGGGCUCCUGGGGGCUGUCCUGGCCACAUACGUGGAGGAGGUGCUGAGGAGCCGCCAGCCUCUGCUCAUCUUUCUGGAGGAGCCCCCGAUUGCCCUGCGCCUCUCUGCCCCUGCCCAGCAGUGGCUGGCCAUGGUGUACCGAGCCGUGCGGGAUGGCGCCGUCCCCGACGUCCUCCUGGUCCCUGUGGGCAUCGCCUACGACGUGAUCCCCGGCGGUUCGCAGCAGGAGGGAGCGUGCGGCGUGCAACCCCUCGGCCUCGGCGCUUGCCUCUGGGCAACGUGUGGGGCCCUGCGCCGGAACCGUGGCUGCGCCCGGGUGGACUUCGCCCAGCCCUUCUCCUUGCAGGAGUUUGCGGCCAAAAACCUCGUUGGACAGAGCUGCAGGGGGAAGUGGCUGGAGGAACUGCUGCUGCCCACCAUCCUCGGCACGUGCCCCAGCCAGCUGGAUGCCAAGGCGACAGAGGUUUGGAGUCCCGGCCCCGCGACGGCCACCGGUUUAGGGGUAGAAGAGGAAAUAUUGGUGACCAAGCUGGGCCUGCACUCCCUGAGCGAUGGCGUUGCCUGCUCUGCCGUCAUGGCCGUGGGGAUCACGGCCGCGCUGCUGUUGCACAAGCACCGAGAGGGCGUUUUCCUCUCCCGGCUGAUGCGGGACUUCGCCUGGCUGCUGGAGGAGAUCCUGCUGCGCCAGCGCGACGUGGGCUUCUCGGGGCAGCUGCGUGCCCUGGUGCAGCACAGCCUCACCCUGCUCCGAGCCCGGCUCACCCUCUACCACCUCGCCCCCAUCGGUGAUGUCCUGGUGGUCCCCGAGGCCUCAGCGGUGGCCCUGAGGGAGCUGGGCCGCCACAGCGCUGCCGUCCUGCCCGUCUUCGCCAGCGAGGCAGUGGGAGCCUGCGCCAUCCAUGCCUUGCUGAUGGAGAUGCUGCCCUUCCUGGGGGUGACCGUCGGGCCCUCCAGCAUCGUGUUCAGCCAGGACGAGCUGCACCGCAAGACCCUGGAGCUGCUCCUGCUGCUGCCCCUAAAUCUCCUGGGGCUCCAGGUAGGGGCUGGCGGCGCGGGGUGGCACUGCCAUCACGUGGAAGUGGCCUGUCACCGCUGCCUGCCUGGCAGGGGAGAGUCCAGCCCCUUUCCUCCUCUCCCCCAGCCCUGCCAGCCCCUGGACUGCCUGAGCCAGGACAUCGUGGACAAGCUGCUCCUCUGCGGGCUGCUGGAGGCUGAAGAGCCGGAGAGCGAGCGCUGGGUCUGCGACUUGGCCCCGUGGCCCUUCCGCAGUCGGUGGCCCUGGGCAGGGAUGGACUUCACUGACAGCGACAGUGACAGCCAGGACGAGGUCCCUAAGCGCUGCUUCAAGCUCAGCGAGCCCCAGGGCUCUCCUGGCCUCCUCCUCUUCCUCUGCCGGCUCCUGCGCCCCGUGCUGAGGACCUACGCCAGAGCCGUGGCUUUCCUGGACGGACCCAGCUGGCCCCAGCCCGAGCCAGCCUACGUUGAGGCGCUGUUGCAGUUUCUGAGCGAGGAGGAUGCUUUCGAGCACCCGGACAGGAGCCUGGCCCUCAGCUCCCUCCAGACCUUCAAGGAGAUGGGGGUGCUGGAGGAGGUGUGGACCCCUGCCGGCCCCCUGCUCCGCCUCGCCCAGCCCUUCCAGUCCAGCGCCAGCCGGGGCAAGCUGGAGGCCUUCAUCCAGCAGUUUACCUGGCCGUAGCUGCCGGUGCCGUACCGGUAAAGCUGGGAGACACCGAUAAAGCUGGGAG